CUCAAACCCAACGCCGAGCAGCAGUUUCUUUACGGCAAUCACGUAUUGAAGUCAGGUUUGGGUCGCAUAACGGAAGGGACGCCACAAUAUCAGGGCGUUAUUGUCUACUCGAUGAACGACUUGCCGCUGGGCUUCGGUGUUGCGGCCAAAUCGGCCCUCGACUGCCGUAUGGCUGAUCCCAUGACGAUCGUGAUGUUCCACCAAGCUGAUAUUGGCGAGUAUCUUAGAAAUGAAGACAAUCUCACAUAA
Messenger RNA from Medioppia subpectinata, 249 nucleotides. The record is from the annotation of a GenBank genome assembly. Lineage: Eukaryota; Metazoa; Arthropoda; Arachnida; Sarcoptiformes; Oppiidae.